CGUGGAUCCCAAGAAAGAGGCGCAGGACGAGGAGGCAGAACCCGACGGGCGCGUAGAGCAGCAGCGCGAGGAGCAGGAAGCCGUCACCCGGGAGCCUGGGGGCGAGAGGUGGAAUGAUCGGGUGCCGAAGGCCGAGUGAAUGCGGGAGCCGGCCUCUCCCCGCCGGAGCUCUUACCGGUGCGAGUCAAAGAGUCGCUCCGGCCCCGGCGCCUGGGGAGGCUCCAUCGCGGCUAUUUUAGGGGUUUCCAGCCGCCGCCGCAGCCGCCAUCUUCGCGACCUGCCGCAGGGGCUCCUGGGAAGGCGGAGUCUCGGGGCGUAGGCCCAGGGUGCCAGGACCCGAAAUCCUGAGGCGCCCCGGAAGGGCUAGCAGCCCCAGCAUGCCUCGCGGGCCCUCAGGCUGCCUCAGAUCUCCUGCCCCGCAGAGACCACAAUUCCCGGCAUUCGCGGGGCGGGGGCGGAGUCGGCCUCCCUGAAGCCCGGUCCCGGCGUGCUCUCCUGGAGGACUUCAGGUACCGGCGUGCCCCGCGCCCCGCGGUCGCCGCUCACCUCCAGGGCGCCGCCUCUCUGUUAGGGCGGGCGAGGAGGCAGCCUAGGCGGAGCUGAUGGCUGCGCUGAGGGCGGGGCGGGGUGCAGGCUGGAGCCUUCGGGGAUGGCGGGCUUUGGGGGGGGUUCGCUGGGCGAAGGCACCCCUGUUGACCCCUGACCUCCGGGCCCUGUUGACGUCAGGAACUCCCGACCCUCGGGCCCGAGUGACUUAUGGGACCCCCAGUCUCCGGGCUGGCUUCUCUGCGGGGGUCCCUGGACCAAGAACAUGUCUGACGUCCGGGACUUCCGAUUUCCGAGCACGACUGACUGCAGGCACCCCAGAUCCUCAGACCCGGGAGGACUCAGGGACCCCUGGAGCCCGUCCGCGCGCGUGGCUGGCGGUGGCACUGGGCGCAGGGGGAGCAGUGCUGCUGCUGUUGUGCGGCGGGGGUCGGGGUCCCCCGGCCGUCUUUGCCUCUGUCCUUGGCUCGCCGCCCACCUCUCCCCGGAGCCAGUACAACUUUAUCGCAGACGUGGUGGAGAAGACUGCACCUGCGGUGGUUUAUAUCGAGAUCCUGGGCCGGCACCCUUUUUCGGGCCGCGAAGUCCCUAUCUCGAAUGGCUCAGGAUUCGUGGUGGCUUCGGACGGGCUCAUCGUUACCAACGCCCAUGUGGUGGCUGAUCGGCGCCGAGUCCGUGUGAGGCUGCCUAGCGGUGACACGUAUGAAGCCAUGGUCACAGCUGUGGAUCCCGUGGCAGACAUCGCCACGCUGAGGAUUCAGACCAAGGAACCUCUCCCCACACUGCCCCUGGGACGCUCAGCUGAUGUCAGGCAAGGGGAGUUUGUUGUUGCCAUGGGAAGUCCCUUUGCACUGCAGAACACGAUCACAUCCGGCAUCGUCAGCUCUGCUCAGCGUCCAGCCAGAGACCUAGGCCUCCCCCAAACCAAUGUGGAAUACAUUCAGACAGAUGCAGCUAUUGACUUUGGAAAUUCUGGAGGUCCUCUGGUUAAUCUGGAUGGGGAGGUGAUCGGAGUGAAUACCAUGAAGGUCACAGCUGGAAUCUCCUUUGCCAUCCCUUCUGAUCGCCUUCGAGAGUUUCUGCAUCGUGGGGAAAAGAAGAAUUCCUGGUUUGGAAUCAGUGGGUCCCAGCGCCGCUACAUUGGGGUGAUGAUGUUGACCUUGACUCCCAGUAUCCUUGCUGAACUACAGCUUCGAGAACCAAGCUUUCCUGAUGUUCAGCAUGGUGUGCUCAUCCAUAAAGUCAUCCUGGACUCCCCUGCACACCGGGCUGGUCUGCGGCCAGGUGAUGUGAUCUUGGCCAUUGGGGAGCAGUUGGUACAAAAUGCUGAAGAUAUUUAUGAAGCUGUUCGAACCCAAUCCCAGCUGGCAGUGCGGAUCCGGCGGGGACCGGAAACACUGACCUUAUAUGUUACCCCUGAAGUCACAGAAUGAAUGGAUCAGCAAGAGUAUGAGGCUCCUGCUCUGAUUUCUACCUUGCUUUCCUGGCCUAGGCUCUGAGGGCAUCUGGACAGAGGAUUAAAUGAACCCAUGGGGGGCAGGUCCCUCCAACCACCAGCACCAAUCCCUAGGCUCUGAGGAAUCACAAAAACAUUUUUUAUAUAAAAUAAAAUUAUACCUAGCAACAUGUUAUAGUCAAAAAUAGGGGGAGGGACGCUGAUCUUUUCCCCCAUAAAAAGGCUAGAGGUAAAGCUAUAUUCCCCCUGAACUGAGGGGUUAUACUGGAGCUGACCAUCCUGACCUCCUUAUUCAAGAAAGCGAGCUGCUGCUGUCUGUUGUUCUAGCCAGUUAAUCAGUUGCUGC
This is a messenger RNA of Miniopterus natalensis, 2348 nucleotides long. It is a transcript of the gene HTRA2, whose product is annotated as HtrA serine peptidase 2. NCBI's taxonomy places the organism in Eukaryota, Metazoa, Chordata, Mammalia, Chiroptera, Miniopteridae. The record is from RefSeq and is a predicted model, not a curated record. Gene Ontology annotation, molecular function: protein binding; serine-type endopeptidase activity. Gene Ontology annotation, cellular component: mitochondrion. Gene Ontology annotation, biological process: programmed cell death; positive regulation of apoptotic process; proteolysis.